AUGUCACGUCGAUCAGGAAGAAAAGCAUAUACAACAGACAGAGAUACCACUCUAACUGAUCAACCCCCACCUCCUCCAGAAGAAGAAUUAAUCAUCGAUGAAGAAGAAGAUUCAAUCGAAGAAGAUGAAGAAUUAUUAGAAGAAGAUGAUGAAGUCACAAGAUGUAUAUGUGCUCAUGAUGAACUUCAACCAAACUACAUCAACAAAGAUUUAGAAUCAUUACUCAAUAAAGAAUUCCAAAUCAAGAUUGAUCAUGGAUUAUUUAUUCAAUGUGAUCGAUGUGGAGUUUGGCAACAUGGUUAUUGUGUUGGAUUGUUUGAAAAUGAUGAUGUACCGGAAAAGUAUUGGUGUGAAGUAUGUAAACCGGAAUUACAUAUUUUGAUUACUGAAGGACCACCAAUUAAAUCAAAAAGAACAUUAUAUAAACCGGUGAAUGAUCGUCGACGGAAAGUUGAACAAUUGUCAACAGCAAACAACACCACCACCAAUAAUAACAAUAAUAACACAACCACCGCCAACAAUAAUAAUAAAAGAAAGAGAAAUUCUCCAACUGCGUCAACUGCAUCCACCACCACCUCUACCAAAUCGGCAUCCUCGGCAAAACAAAACAGAAAGGAAAGAGAAAGAAGACAUCAUCAUCACCAUGAUUAUGAUGAAGAAGAAGACGACGAAUAUAAAGAAGCAUUACAACGUGCCAUUCGAGAAAGUGCAAAAGAAUCAGGGCUAGCCGUUGAAUCUGAUAAUAAUGCUUCCAAACGAAGAUCUCGUGGGAAUAGCAGUAACAACUCCACCCCGCCUACCGCCACCACUGUCAAUAAUGAUGUUGAUGAUCCAAUCAAAGAUGAAGAUGACCCAAUACCUGAACUCAAAAAGCCCAAGAUCGAGAUUGAAGGGGCGACAGAUUCAGAUAUGAAUGAUCAAGAUACGGCUUCAAAUAUAGAAGACGAAAUUGGGAUUGAUGAAUCAAAACUUGAACCCAAACGAGGUGGGAAGACCCGGGGUGGUGGGAAACUGGGGGCUAAUAAUAAGUCAAAAAAGAAAAAACCUGUCCUACAACCAUCUUCCGCUUCAUCUUCAGCUGCGUCUGGUUCUACUUCCGCUACAACUACGUCAAUGAAUAGUAACAAUGGUAAAGGAUUACCUUCUCGAGAAGAAUUGAUUAAUCAACCAUCAAAACCUAGAUUUGUGAGUGAUAGAUCUUCCAUAUAUGAAUUACGUAAGAGAACAGGAGCGAUAUUGGAAUGGUUAGCUAGAUCACAACUAGAAUUAGAAGAUGAAAAACUACAUAAACUUGAAUUAUUCAAUUUUCAACAAAAUGAAUCUGGGGAUGAACAAAAGAUUAUAAAAGAUACCGCAAGUUUAGAAGUUACUUUUAAUGAAAAUUUAAUAUUAAUGGAGAAAUUAACUGAUAAAAUCCUUAAUUGGGAACAAAAUUUCGGGAAAUAUGCUCCAUAA
Hemisphaericaspora subhashii is the source of this 1455-nucleotide messenger RNA. RefSeq lists its product as uncharacterized. The record is from RefSeq and is a predicted model, not a curated record. The transcript has a single exon. Gene Ontology annotation, biological process: negative regulation of silent mating-type cassette heterochromatin formation; negative regulation of rDNA heterochromatin formation. Lineage: Eukaryota; Fungi; Ascomycota; Pichiomycetes; Serinales; Debaryomycetaceae. The coding region runs from base 1 to 1455 and encodes 484 amino acids. Gene Ontology annotation, cellular component: Rpd3L complex; Rpd3L-Expanded complex.